Molecule: messenger RNA, 3219 nt
Organism: Anolis carolinensis (green anole)
Lineage: Eukaryota; Metazoa; Chordata; Lepidosauria; Squamata; Anolidae
Gene: rfwd3
Product: ring finger and WD repeat domain 3
Exons: 12
Coding region: 33-2141 (702 amino acids)
Biological process (GO): protein ubiquitination; interstrand cross-link repair
Cellular component (GO): nucleus
Molecular function (GO): protein binding; ubiquitin-protein transferase activity
Source: RefSeq, a predicted model, not a curated record
GCGGGGAGAUUGAGAGGCUGUCAGUCGCGGCCAUGGCUCAGGAGGCGAUGGAGGUGGAUCUGCUCCCGGCGGCUGAGGAGGCGGGCAGGCCCAGCGGGGAAGGCCGAGGCGCCUCGGGCUCCGGAGCCGGGCCUGGGCCUCUUGCUGGGCCUGGGCCGGCCUCCCCUCGCCCUUCCUGGGCCGCCUUCUCCGGGGAAGCCGAGCCACGGAGGCCGCCGCCGCCGCCUCGCGCCCGGGGGAACCGGGCCAGGAGGGCCCCAAGGGCGGCGCCAGGCAGGGCCACGGCACCACUGGAGAGUUAUUUCCAGGUUAGCAGAACCCAGGCAACGGAUCCAUCAGAUGUCCUGGCAGUCCUCAACAGGAACAGUUCGGAUGAGCCUGUGGUUCUGAGUGAUGCUGAGAGCAGUAGAAGCAGCAGCAGCAGCAGCAGCUCCACUGAAGUGGAAGAAGAUGACAACGAGCCAGAGAGAGCCUUAGACGUGGCACUGGGUCCAGCCGUCUUGAGAGCCUCUGGCUCGUCCCAGGCAGAACCUCCUGGCGAUGGGCCUAGUGAGCCAGAAGGGAAUCCUGAUCCUGGGGGGAGCAGCCCUGCCACGCAGAAGACGAGUCCCUUAAAGAACCCCAGCCUGGCUGCGCCCCCGCUUCCUUUGGAGGAGGAGAGUGGCGACACCUGCGCCAUCUGCUUUGAAGAGUGGACCAAUGCCGGGGAGCACCGCCUCUCCGCCCUGCGCUGCGGGCACCUCUUCGGAUACAGCUGCAUCCAGAGGUGGCUGAAAGGGCAGGCGGGGAAGUGUCCGCAGUGCAAUAAGAAAGCCAAGCGCUCGGACAUUGUUGUCCUUUAUGCCCGCACUUUGAAAGCAUUAGACACUAGUGAACAGGAGCACAUGAAAAGUUCUUUAGAGAAGGAGCAAAUGCUCAGGAGGAAAGCAGAGCUGGAAUCAGCACAGAGUCGCCUUCAGCUGCAGGUCUUGACAGACGAAUGCAGCAAGCUUCGCCAACAAGUUCAGGAGCUGAAGACGCUGAUGGCGCGGCACAGCACGCCUUCCUCCCAGCAGCCCGGCCACUCCCGCUCUUGCUUCCCCGGCUGCCUCUCCUCCAGCCAGGGCCAGCACAAGUACCAUUUCGAGAGAGCCUUCCUGGUGUCCCAGGUGGGCAACUGCCGGGUCAUGGCCUACUGCGACCCGCUCAGCUGCCUGGUGAUAUCGCAGCCUUCGCCGCAGAGCACCUUCAUUCCUGGCUGUGGGAUCAAGAUGAUGAGUGCCGUCAACUUGAAGAGCAGCCAGUACGUCCCCAUCCACAACAAGCAGAUCCGGGGCUUGGCCUUCAGCAACCGGGCAGAUGGCUUGCUCUUGUCUGCUGCCUUGGACCAUACCCUCAAGCUCACAAGCUUGACGACCAACACGGUUGUGCAGACAUAUAAUGCCGGACGGCCCAUCUGGAGCUGCUGCUGGUGCCUCGAUGACACCAACUACAUCUAUGCAGGGCUGGUCAAUGGUUCCGUCUUGGUGUACGAUUUGCGGGACACGAGGUCUCAGGUCCAGGAACUUGCUCCACAGAAGUCCAGGUGCCCUGUGGUGUCACUGUCUUACCUUCCUCGAAUGGCCUCUGCCUCGCUACCUUACGGCGGGCUGGUGUCUGGGACCCUGGAGGGGGCCUGCUUUUGGGAGCAGAAGGGCAGCGGCACCUAUAAGCCCCACCACCUCCUUCUGGAGCCCGGAGGCUGCGUCGACCUCCAGACCGAGGCCAACACGCGGCACUGCCUUGCGACCUUCAGGCCCAAUAGAAACCACAACAGCUUGAGGUGUGUGGUGAUGGAGCUGACCUCCACUCAGCUGACAGAUGGGGCCGAGGAUGCCGUCUGCUCCUGCCGUCCAGUCCAAACCCUCACUGCAGGCCCAACAUGCAAACUCCUGACGAAAAAUGCCAUCUUCCAGAGCCCGGAGGACAAUGGCAGCAUUCUCGUGUGUGCCGGGGAUGAAGCGUCCAAUUCGGCCAUGCUCUGGGACGCAGGGAGUGGCACCUUGUUGCAGAAGCUGACGGCCGACCUACCUGUGUUGGACGUCUGCCCUUAUGAGGUGAACCGCAGCAGCUUCCUGGCGAUCUUGACGGAGAAGAUGGUGAAAAUCUACAAGUGGCAAUGACUGCCUGGUGCAUGUGACCAUCAGGAGCCAGUCUCUGAAGACAGCCAUAACAUAGCCACCGUUGCUAUUGCUGCCCAAGCCAAGAAGUUGUUGUUGUGGAUAACUUUCUCCCGUCCAGGGUUUUUUCCCCCUUCUUGAUUCAGCAACUGUGCUUAUACCUUAUAAUGGACCAUCUGCUUCAUCCCUCAGGGCAAAGGAUGGAACCUGUCCUUGUAGAUUUUGGGGGAAAUGGCCGUUGCUGAAAAUGGAUGGAGAUGUUUGGCUCUCUCCUUGUAAAUUUUGCGCUCGUCAAGUUGCUUCUCACUUUGCUGCUGUUUCAAGUAAUGGAGCUGAAGGCAUUUCUGAAUCUGAAUCUCCAAAAGUGGCUUUUUUGUGGCUCUUCUCCUAAUCCAGAUAAGUAAAAAGACAACGGAUCAAACCUAGUUAAUGGCUGCUACAUUGCAUUUGAGUAAAAUCACAAUCCAGCUCUGGCUUGGCUCCGGAUUGGGAUCUUCAUUGCGCUUCUUUGCUUCGAGUCCUUGGCUCAAUACCUAUAGGGAAAGGAUGCCUUCUGUUUUGAUUGGAAACGGCAUCAUAAUAGAAGGUUUUUGCCUUUCGCCAGAGACCUCAUAAUAACCCAAGACUCUAUCUGAAGACAUGUCUGGAAGCCAAUUGAAACCGUAUUUGUUUUUUUGGUACUGCUUGAAAGGAUGUGUCUCUGUACUGAACCACAGACCAGCAUUCUUAAAACUGAACACUGUGGCUGUCUUAAACCUUCCAAGCUUAUAUUGUGCUCUUCCUAUCUUAAUUGUUUACACAGUAAGAACACUAAAAUGUGUAUUGACCAAUGGCAAAACUUGUCAGUGAAAUCGAAUCAAACAAUGCCAAAUUUCAUAAAAGUUGAGAAAGCUCUUCCCCUUUUGCUGCGAUCUCUACUCAAAAGGAACAUCCAGCAUUUUAGCUUUUAAGAGAGAACUUGUCGCUUUAUAUUAAAGUACAUAGUACGGAACAUGAUGUAAAUAUUGUAAUAUGUUUAUACUGGGGUUGGUUUGCAAGGAAAUUAUAAACAGCUGUGUAAUAAAGACAUUUCUUUUCUGAA